This is a messenger RNA of Diorhabda sublineata, 1369 nucleotides long. It is a transcript of the gene mRpL37, whose product is annotated as 39S ribosomal protein L37, mitochondrial. The transcript is spliced from 6 exons. Gene Ontology annotation, molecular function: structural constituent of ribosome. Lineage: Eukaryota; Metazoa; Arthropoda; Insecta; Coleoptera; Chrysomelidae. Gene Ontology annotation, cellular component: mitochondrion; ribosome. Gene Ontology annotation, biological process: translation. The record is from RefSeq and is a predicted model, not a curated record. Bases 119 to 1339 code for a protein of 406 amino acids.
AUUAUAAAUGAUUUCAGUGUAGUAUUUAUGUAGCUGUAAAUUCUGUUCCAAUCGGAAUCAAUAACAUAAUUGUAUAGAAGAAGAAAAGGUGGUGAAACGGUUUAAUUAAAAAUACAAUAUGCGAAAAACUGCAGUAUUACGUAGUCAGCACAUAGGAUGGCAUUUUUAUAAACAUUGGGUAAUCCAGGGAAAACGUAGACCUAUAGAAACUGGUGCAGAAAAGGUGCUUAAAAAUAAAAAUAUCACAUUAUACAAACCUGAAGAUUUCCUCAAAGAAAAAAGAGUUUUUGAAAAAGUUGAAAUCAUUGGCUAUAAAAAUAAACCUCAACCAUUAGAUCAAACUCAUCCUGAUUGGCACGAGAAACCAUUAUUAUCAAUUAAAGAUAAUAAUGUUUUAUUAGAGGGCUUAAAACAAGCAAGAAUAAUUACAAAUACUGUACAAAUUCAGGAGGGAUUACCAGAAAACUUCAAAUUGAAUGAUUUGUCAAGAGAAGUAGACCAAGCGUCUCAAAAUGUAAUUUUAAGUUCGCAUUUAUUUGACGCAGAACAAAAGAAGUUACCAAAAUUGAAAGAUCCCAAUAGACCUGCUUGGAAUUUUCCUAGAAUAUAUGGCAUAACCCAGGAAAGAAGAAACAAAUUGAUGACUUAUAAAUUACUGCAGUUACUGGAAUUUAUCGCUGAUCCAGAGUUGGUUAAACAAAGAUAUGUUUUCGAAGAUCUAUAUUUCUCAUUUCCUUUUGAAAAAAAUGGAAAGUUAGCACAAUUUGAAUUAAAAGGAGAUAUAAUUAUCUCAUCUGUUAAACCUUUAACUCCUAUAACUAAUACUUCUACAGAAAAUAUGAAUCUUCCCAUAAUUGAUCCAAUUGACCCAUUUAUAACAUUUAACAAAGAAAAUAUAUACAAGCUACAAGAUAUAUACCCUAUUAACCCGUCAGUAAAUGCACAUCAUCCACAUACACUUUUUAUUACUUUUGAUAAAGAAUUUGUGACUAAUUUAUAUGAGGAAGAAGUUACUGAAGAUCAAAUCUUCGGUAGAUCUCUUUUGAAGACAUUUACAGUAGCAGCGACAUAUGCUAGAAGAAAAUAUGGAAAGGAUGUCAAGAUCCUUAAAAACCCAGUUACAUUACAGUGUGUACAAACUGAUGGACAUUUCUUUCAUUUCGGCGUUCUGCAGUUAAAUACCUUGGAUUUGGAAAAUGAAAGUGUGAAAAAUAUUUGGUACCAAACACCUAUGCAGUAUAUGUUUGAAACUUGCAGUUAUAAAUUUGGUAAACCUACUUUAGAAGGUUAUAAUAAUCAAAUAGUAAGACAGUUGAAUUGUAUGUACAAUAUUGCAUAGUUUUAUUUAUAAAUAAAACAAAUUAGUUUA